AUGCAGGUUCUCCGGGUCUUCGCAGUCGGGGCAACCUGCGCGUUCAUGCUGACUGUUGACGCGGCUAGAGCGCAAAAGCACCCGCUCAAUGGCGCCGCAUCGGACAUCGCGUCGUUCAUUUCCGACUACUCGAAUGGGGCGGGUACGUUUGUCUACGGAGUGAGCUACGGCACUGUGUUGGUGGGGCGACUCAUGCACCUACAGCCAGCCACUGUGAAGGGCUACAUUCCCGACGGUAUCGCAACGUCGGCUGGGGCACCACCAGGCAAGUUUGGCAAGUUCUUCUCCAAGUGGGAAGUGGAGUACGGUGAGUUCGAUAAUGAUCGUAACUCAAGUUGUGCCACAUUGGUGGGUGGUGGGGUCACGAGCACCCCGCCGUCCUACAUACUGCGGUCAACGUUGGGUAACUUUUUGGCAAACAGUGAUACUCAGACGCUGAUCCCGCCACUUGUGUACAGACUAAACCGUUGCGACGCGAACGACGUUAAAGUUUUGACGCAGUUUUUCAAGUUUUUGGAGUCCUCCCCCUCGUCCGACGUCAUGGACGAUCUGAAGUUCUCGAGCCUCCAGUACUACCUCACCGUAUUCUCGGAGAUGUGGGAGACACCUGCACCUUCCCAAGCCCAGAUCGAAGCGCGCUUUGCCAGCAUGAGCAUAACCACGGGAAAUUCUUACGACCAAACGGCGGGGAGCAAGGCUGCAACUCUCCCGAGCGACGUCAGUGUGCUGCUUCUAAGCGGCAAGUUGGGCCCUCAGACCCUGCAUAAGUAUGCGGAAUACCUGCUCGCAGCACUUCAGACCAGCAAAAAGGAGCUGGUUACCUUUAACUACUCGACCCACGACACGGUGAACUCGACUCCGCUAAACGACACCAGUGACCCCGGUCUGACCUGCGGCAUGAAGGUGUUGACGUCGUACAUCAGCAACUCUGGUGACUUGCAGCAUCUUGACAUGUCGUGCGUUAAUCAGAUGCCCUCGUUCAACCUCACGGUGCCGUCGAACCACCUGCAAGAUUUCUUCAGCACGGAUGAAGCCUACGAUGGCACCUUCCAAGUGGGGUUGAGCGCCAAUUAG
Phytophthora sojae is the source of this 1074-nucleotide messenger RNA. RefSeq lists its product as hypothetical. The record is from RefSeq and is a predicted model, not a curated record. Bases 1 to 1074 code for a protein of 357 amino acids. The transcript is spliced from 4 exons. NCBI's taxonomy places the organism in Eukaryota, Oomycota, Peronosporomycetes, Peronosporales, Peronosporaceae.